UGGAGGGUGGGCGCCACAGCCUAGGGGUGGCGCGGCCGGCCGGCAGCAGUGUGUCGGCUGCUAGUGUGGUCGUCGGCCCCCCGCCAUACCGUCCACGCCGCCCUCACCUUACGUGACUGACUCCAGGCCAGCCAGAAUGUCUUACUGUAAACAGGAAGGCAAGGAUCGUGUGGUUUUUGUGACGGAAGAGGAUCACAGUAAACCUGCAGCCGUGUCGUUGCCCGAAGACGAUGAUCCUCCAGCAGGCCUAAUACAACCAGAUGGAGAAAUCAACUGGGCUUGUCCGUGCUUAGGAGGAAUGGCCACAGGUCCUUGUGGUGUUGAAUUUCGGGAAGCAUUUACGUGUUUCCAUUACUCGACUGCAGAUCCCAAAGGAAGUGAUUGUUUAGAACCUUUCCGACAAAUGUCAGAGUGUAUGUCACAGUACCCUAAUGUUUAUGGUAAUAAAGAAGACAAAAAUGAUAUGCCGAAAGACGAAUUACCAAGUGAGGCUUCGCCUGAAGUUGGAAAUACACAAGUCUCGGCAAAGGCAUAGCAUUUUUCCUAUGCCUAUUAACAUAUUCGUUAAUGUGUAAAUAACAGCACUUGUUCAUUGUAAUAAUUGAGCAUUGCUGUAUUUUUUAUGGUUUGUGAGUGAAAUUUGUUGAUCAGGAUUUGUACACUUGAUAUUUACAUUUAAAGCUGGUUGACAAGUUUAUGGGUACCAUAUAAAUGGUUGCAGCUUGUAUAAGUCGAGUGGUGCAAGAUGUCCUCAGUGAUGAUGUCAGUGUACUGUAAUCUGUCAUCUGUGUGAGAAGAUUCUCUAUAUAUAAAUUGGCUUUUGUCUUUUCAGUUGAAUGUAAAAGUGAAUGGCCCCUGUAGUAAUAUAAUUUAAUAUAAUAAAAACUAUGAUCAUAGGUAUUGUUGUAUAAAGUAACAUACAAUUAUGUAUAUUGUUUAUGAACAAGGGUGUUAAUCAUGUAAAAACAAUGUUAAUGACAGCUGCAAUUUUGUCCAUAACUUUGGGGCAGAUGGUAUAAAUGGAGACAACCUGCAUAGAGAUAACUAUGCAUGUUGACCAGACCACACACUAGAAGGUGAAGGGAUGACGACGUUUCGGUCCGUCCUGGACCAUUCUCAAAUCGACUUGAGAAUGGUCCAGGACGGACUGAAACAUCGUCGUCCCUUCACCUUCUAGUGUGUGGUCUGGUCAACAUACUUUAGCCACGUUAUUGUGACUCAUCGCCUGCAUAACUAUGCAUGUUGAUAAUAUAGACAAUUAUCAGUGCAAAGGAACAAAGUGAGAAGCUUUGGUUAGUCAGAUAUGAAAAAGUUAUAGCAGAACAUGACAAGUAAACAAUCUUAAAAAAGUUGCAAGGAUUGGGAAAGAGGAGUUAUGCAUAUUCAGAUUAAAUAAAGGAAUCAUAUCAAUUUGAAAAAUAUCUACGAAUACAAAUCUUUUCUUUUUAAUUAAUUUAAUGUGAUAAAAUCCUCUCCAGGUAAGUAAUGAGAUGGUUUGCAUUCCAAACAUGGGCAUCAUUUAUGUCAGCAAGGUGAACACUUGUUCUUGGUCAGCAAGGUGAACACUUGUUCUUUUGAGUUUAGGAAAGGGACUAGUGGCCAGGAGAGAUGCAGGAGGGGCAAGAUUGUCCCGGUGCAAAACCAAAAGCUUAAACUUGUAAAAAAAAAAUUGCAAAUGAGGAAUAUACUGAAUAAUGGAAUUAUCCAAAUUGCUGCAAAGUGUGUUAAUCUGAUGAAAAUCAAGUUAAAUAUUUAUCAACGAUAUUUUUUUAAAUUCUGCAGAUUAGAUGGUGUGCUGUGCAAGGUGGCGAAACAUAUGGCUCUCUGAAGGGAGUUUGAAAUAAAGUACUUACCAUGUACUUAAAUAGUAGUUACAGUAGUAAUAUAAAGUAGAUAGUAUUUAGUAGUAGUUAAAUAGUAGAAAGCAUGUGAAUAGUAGGCAGAGAUGAAAUGAAAUAAUUAUCAAAAGAAGGUGCCAGAUGAUAGCAGAUGAAAUUAAAGAUGACUGUGAAGUUCAGCCUGUGAAGAGAAUUACAAUAAAUAAAAUAAAUCGCACUCACUGUGCGUGAACAUGUAAACAGAGAAAAGCAGGUCAUAAAGCUGUGAAGAGAGUGCAUUAUGGAAAUGUAAUACAGUACUGUAGUUUGAUGACUGUAGCUUUAAACUAAAUGAACAUGACAGGGCUAGAGGGAGAGUGUCUACUGUACAUUGGUAGUAUGUAAAAGUGUAGCCUAAAAGUAUUUGUAUAAAGAUUAGCAAGAACAGAAUAAGCAUAAGUCAUGGUAUGAUAUAUCCUCUAAAGCAUAAAGUGGUUUAACUCGCUGAAAAUGUUGAUUUCAAGCAAGUCUUUGAUCAAGUCCCAUUACAGUGUAUCCAUACCUCAUUAUUUUAAAAAUAAAACAUUUUAAUACACACUAA
This is a messenger RNA of Procambarus clarkii (red swamp crayfish), 2418 nucleotides long. RefSeq names its product mitochondrial intermembrane space import and assembly protein 40. The record is from RefSeq and is a predicted model, not a curated record. Gene Ontology annotation, cellular component: mitochondrial intermembrane space. NCBI's taxonomy places the organism in Eukaryota, Metazoa, Arthropoda, Malacostraca, Decapoda, Cambaridae. Gene Ontology annotation, biological process: protein import into mitochondrial intermembrane space. Gene Ontology annotation, molecular function: protein-disulfide reductase activity.